GUGUCGUCAGGAGGGGUGUGACCCCACCUGGCCUCCCUGGUACUGGCCCAACUGUCUGGUCGUAACAUCAGGUCUCCUCUCCUUUGGCCAAGUCCCUUUGGCCUUUAAGUAUCGCGUAGCCAAACCUAAACCUGGUCGUUCGUCGACAGAGCGCCGAUCCGCCCUCCUCUCUUCUCUCCUGGCGUCAACGGUGGAGAUGCCUUCUUGUUCCUCGUGUGAGUCUCGUGGGGUGGCCAAAUGUUCGGUCUCUCCCCAGGAUUCUUCUCGCUGUGUGGAGUGCUUGCGUUUCAAUCGUCCUGGUUGUGACGUGCUGGGCUUUUCUUCCGCGAAAAUCCGGAGUAUUGGCCUUCAGCAUGCUCGGAUGGAAUCCGAAAUGGAGGCCGCUGAGGAGGCGCGUCGUCAGAUUGAUGCGAAGAUUGAGCGCCUUCGAAAACAAAAGCGGAUGUGGUUUGAAAAGAUGAUGCGAGCUGUGUCUCGCGGAAUUGAUGACUUGGAGGAAUUGGAUCGGGUGGAGCGUGAGGAGGCGGAACAGGAGGAGCGUCGACGAUCAACCGAGGUCCUGCCUGAAGUGUCCUUGGAGUCGCUUCUUCCGGAUUCCAAUUUUGUCUGGGAUUCGACUUUCCCGAUGGGUCCUCUAAAUCCUUCGUUGUUGGAUGAGAUGAAUGUUCUUGCGCAACAUUCCGUUGGUUCGUCUGGUGGUAUGGUUUCAAGUCCUGGUCGGCCCUUAACUUCUGGGAAUGAUCCAACUCCUGAUAGUAUUGGCGGAGCGGUUCCUGGCAAUCCUGGAGGUGGUUAAGGGGUUCCCAAGUGUUUUCUUCAUGUCCGUAGUUUUCCCAUUUAACAAGGUAUUCUGUUUUGCCGUGGUUGCGUCUGUGGUCGAGUAUUCGUUCAACGUCGUAAGUUUGUUCUGCGUCGAUCUCGAUCGUUUCUUGUGUGCUGGUGCCGUGUGGUGCCGGCUCCAGUAGU
Molecule: messenger RNA, 966 nt
Organism: Pyricularia oryzae 70-15
Lineage: Eukaryota; Fungi; Ascomycota; Sordariomycetes; Magnaporthales; Pyriculariaceae
Exons: 4
Coding region: 197-796 (199 amino acids)
Source: RefSeq, a predicted model, not a curated record